Molecule: messenger RNA, 1652 nt
Organism: Eurytemora carolleeae
Lineage: Eukaryota; Metazoa; Arthropoda; Copepoda; Calanoida; Temoridae
Exons: 5
Coding region: 310-1008 (232 amino acids)
Source: RefSeq, a predicted model, not a curated record
UGAAAAUCCACUGAUCAGAUCUGAAUGAAAAGGGAGGAAACAAACCAAUGAAAAGGGAGGAAACAAACCAAUGAAAAGCGAGGAAACAAACCAAUGAAAAGCGAGGAAACAAACCAAUGAAAAGCGAGGAAACAAACCAAUGCUAAAAUCAAGAUAAUUCAAAAACUGUUUUCAUUGAAAAUCUAAAGAAAAAAACACAGACUCUUUUGAAAUGAAAAGGAGAUAAGAAUGAGCAAAAUAAAGAAUUCAUUAAAAUCUUCUAAAAAGAUAUCGGAGUAAGUGGAAGAAAAACUAAUCAACAAAGACGGGAUGGAACACAAAGACGGGAUGGAACACAUAGACGUGAUGGAACACAAAGACGUGAUGGAACACAAAGAUGUAAAUAAUAUCAGAUCCCCUAAUCCUUGCCAGGUGUACUACAACCUCGGAGCUGAGUUGUCGGACGAGGAUGAACCUGAAGAAGCUCCAGGUACCUCAUUUGCACAGGAGGAACGGUUUCCGCCUGGAGAGGAACGGAAGAAAGAGGAGAUAUGGAACCGUGGCAGUGUUCCUCCAGAUCUAGUGGCGUCUGCGGAACGGUUUCGAGUUAUAAAAGAAGAACCCAGAAAGAAUAGCUCUAGUUUAUUUCAGGGUUCUCAUGAAACCUAUAUUGGGCCUAGUACUGAGAAGAGUAAACCUCUCAGUGUAGACCAGAACCAUGUUCAAGACACCUCCACGAACAGUUCUGGUAUACCAGACUAUAACCGAUUUGAACUAGACCGGUACACAAACUUGGAGGACCUCCUGGACGGGGAACCGUGGGAGGAGGCCGACUUCGCCCCCGGGGGCAAGGUUGACCUCGUGGUGAGGAUCCAGGAGGGGGUGCAGGGCAGGGAAGGGUUCUGGGGAAGGAGGGAGGGCGAGGGGUAUAGAGGUACCAGAACUAGGAUUGUACAUCAGCUUGGAGCUAGAGAUUGGUUGGAACAAUGUGGGUCUAACCCAUGUACAGCUUACUGUACAGUUAUGUGAUUAUAAACACUGCAUACAGCUAUGUGAUUAUAAUCACUAAAUAGUUAUGUGAUUAUAAACACUGUACAGUUAUGUGAUUAUAAACACUGUACAGUUAUGUGAUUUUAAACACUGUAUACAGUUAUGUGAUUAUAAACACUAUACAGUUAUGUUAUUAUAAACACUGCACAGUUAUGUGAUUAUAAACACUGUACAGUUAUGUGAUUUUAAACACUGUAUACAGUUAUGUGAUUAUAAACACUAUACAGUUAUUUUAUUAUAAACACUGCACAGUUAUGUGAUUAUAAACACUGUACAGUUAUGUUGUUAUAAACACUGCACAGUUAUGUGAUUAUAAACAAUCUUAUGCAAAGAAAAUAAUUAUAUAUUUAUGUGUGAUUUUUUUUAAAUGUGCCAAAACUGUACAGUUUGGGUGCCAAGGCAUAAAGAGUGUACACUGUACAGCUUUAGUAGCGCCAUGUACAUCGAUGAUAUUAUACUGCACAGCUGUAAUAAUGAAAUAUCUGUCUGUAUCCAUGGAAAAUUGUAUCAAUGUUUUCUCAAAUAUUUAGAAUAUGAAUAAGAAUUCAAAUUAUAUAUAUCACCAUUUAUACAUUUAUUCAAAAUAUCCAUAUUUGCUUAAAUAAACAUCAGCGCUAAGUGUA